This is a messenger RNA of Pocillopora verrucosa, 480 nucleotides long. NCBI's taxonomy places the organism in Eukaryota, Metazoa, Cnidaria, Anthozoa, Scleractinia, Pocilloporidae. The record is from RefSeq and is a predicted model, not a curated record.
AUGGUUCUGAAAUUAAACGGAGGAGAGUGUGAACAAUUUUGCGACGCUGAAACAUGUACACUGAACUUCAUGGGGGUACAAUGCCAGAAACAGCAUCAGAACGCUAUUUAUUGUACAGAUCAGUUGCAGUCAUCGUCGGCAUCACCAUUAUCGUUACUUUCACCAUCACCAUUACCAUCCUCUUCAAUAUCGUCAUCUUCAUCUGAAGCAGAAGCAUCAGCAACAGCAGAAUCGGAAUCAGUAUCAACAAAAUCAUCAGCAUCUUCAUCAUCACCAGCAGCAGCAUCGUCGUCUCCACCAUCGUCAACUUGGAAAUCUACGUUGGAAGUACUUAAGAAUCUGGCAAAUGGAUCUGUUUCUAAACUUAGUGGAAUAGAUAGCAAGAGAAAUAAUUCUUUGAAGGAGGCUAUGCAAGUAUUUGAAGACUUCAUCGAUAAUUUUCUAAACAUCACGACACCCAAUAAAGGCCAACUUAAUGAU